Messenger RNA from Helianthus annuus (common sunflower), 994 nucleotides. Its product is annotated as universal stress protein PHOS32. The annotation marks the transcript as partial. The record is from RefSeq and is a predicted model, not a curated record. Lineage: Eukaryota; Viridiplantae; Streptophyta; Magnoliopsida; Asterales; Asteraceae. The transcript has 3 exons.
AUCUGUUUGGAUAAUAAAACCCCCUUCCCCAAAAAGAAAGAAGACUCACUCACACAUUUCAAGGAUCGUCAACAACACAAGAAUCCACUAACGACAAUGCAACCCCAGAAAACCCUACCGGAAUCCGACCUACCAUCACUCGCCGCCAUCAAAGUGAAAUCCUCCUCACCUCGUUUCCGCCCCACCGCAAACCCUUCCGCCACCGAAACCCCCACCGCCGGCGCCCAACGCCGCAUCGGCAUCGCCGUCGACCUCAGCGACGAAAGCGCCUUCGCCGUUAAGUGGGCCGUCCACCAGUACAUCCGCCCCGGCGACGCCGUGAUCCUCAUCCACGUCCGCCCUACUUCCGUCCUCUACGGCGCUGACUGGGGCUCCGUUGACCUCUCAAUCGUUGACACUGACGAUGAAGCUUCGAAGCUCAAACUCGAAGACGAUUUCGACACUUUUACGACGACUAAAGCUGCGGACCUAGCGCAGCCUCUGGUGGACGCGCAUAUACCGUAUAAGAUCCAUAUUGUGAAAGAUCAUGAUAUGAAAGAGAGGCUGUGCUUGGAGGUUGAGAGGUUGGGGUUAAGUGCGGUUAUUAUGGGGAGCCGAGGGUUCGGUGCCACCAAACGGGGCAGUGAUGGGCGGCUUGGGAGUGUGAGUGAUUACUGUGUGCGUCAUUGUGUGUGUCCGGUUGUCGUUGUCAGGUAUCCGGAUGAGAAGGAUGCAGCAGUUGCCACUGUUUCUGAUGAUGUGCCCAAAUAAACAUAUAGAGGGAAUGCUCUCUGUGUGACUCUUUCAUUUAAGGCUGAGCAGGAGGCAUUUUUUUCGUGUUUGAAUUUGGAUAUUAUGAUGUAUGAGGUGUGUCUGAGGUAGAAACUGAUGCUAGUUACUAUAAUGAUCAAGUCUUGCAUCUACCAGUUGUGUGUAAACUGGAUUCUGUGUGACAUAAACUUAAGUGUAAUAUAACUGUGUUUAAUCAUGUAACCAUGUCUGUUUUAUUUUUUUA